AUGUAACAGAAUUACACAAAACUCUCUUGGUAGGCUGUAGUACAAAAUACAAUUUGCACACGGGCACUCUUCUUCCGUUUACCCGAGUGUUAGUUUAAUAAACUGUAAUUUAUAAUGCAUAAAAUUGUAGUAAUUUUAAUUGUGGCAUACACAGUUUACGUAUUACACCCGAAUCAACCGUUACGGCAAGAAGAAAUGGAAGUUACCGACGAGUGCGAAUGUGGCAUUUUUAGUACCAAAACACCGAAGCCUUACGAUAUCCCAAUUCUGAUGAAAAUAAUAGAGAACAGACAUAACGAGGAUAGUCUACCAAACUGUGCGAAAAUAUGUAACAAAUUACUCCGCGAAUCAGAAAACACAGUUCCUAAUGUUCUUUGCGCAAUUUUAGGGGAGUACGACAAUCGGAGGGUCUUUCUACACGCCCGUUCCUACCAAUUUGAACCGUGGACCUUUACCGGCUUAAUGACGGUUCGUUUCUGCUGCUACGGGUAUCGACCAAUCGGUUGUUAGCAUUUAAACGAUUACUCGCUUUGUUCAUAAUUUU
Messenger RNA from Photinus pyralis (common eastern firefly), 544 nucleotides. RefSeq lists its product as uncharacterized. Bases 115 to 510 code for a protein of 131 amino acids. The transcript has 3 exons. NCBI's taxonomy places the organism in Eukaryota, Metazoa, Arthropoda, Insecta, Coleoptera, Lampyridae. The record is from RefSeq and is a predicted model, not a curated record.